AUGGAGCGUUUCCCGCCUUCAAUGCCCAUAGCCUUCGUCCUCCUCCUUCUAGCAGCUCGGGUACAUUACGCUGAGGCGAACCCUGGCCGCCGGCACCCGAUCCGCUCCAUCUUCAGCUUUGGCAAUUCGUACACCGACACGGGAAACUACGGGAAGCUUGCCGCGCCGGUGCUUCCUGUCAUUCCUUUCAGCAACUUACCCUACGGAGAGACCUUCUUUGGCCGCCCCACCGGCCGAGCCUCCAACGGACGUCUCAUCCUCGAUUUCAUCGCCGAUGAGUUUGGGCUCCCUUUCAUCCCGCCGAUCCUCGGCGAGGAGCGUAACUUCACCCACGGAGCGAACUUCGGCGUCAUCGCCGCCACGGCGCUGGAUCUAGGCUUCUUCCUCGAGAAGAACAUCACCACCGUGCCCCCUCUCAACAGUUCACUGAACGUGCAGCUCGAGUGGUUCCGGAAGCUCAAGCCCACAUUGUGCUCAACGCCCCAAGGCUGCAGAGACUACUUCCGGAGAUCUCUCUUCUUCAUGGGAGAGAUUGGCGGGAACGACUAUAACUUCAUGAGGGCCGCUGGGAAAACCAACGAGCAGGUCGCGUUAUACGUGCCGAAAGUAGUACAGACCAUCACAGCAGGCGUCGAGGCAGUAGUCGAGGCGGGAGCCAGGUACGUGGUGGUGCCGGGGAUACUGCCGACGGGUUGCAUUCCGAUCGUGCUGACGCUGUUCGCGAGCCCGAACAGGAGCGACUACGACGCCCGGACCGGGUGCCUGCGGGAGGACAACGCGGUGGCGCGCUACCACAACUCGGCGCUGCUGGAGGCCGUGCGUCGGCUCCGGUGCAAGUACCCCGCCGUCAAGAUCGUCUACGCCGACUACUACGAGCCGGUCAUGGCGUUCCUCAAGAAACCAACCGCAUUCGGGUUCAGCGCCACCACAUCGGGGCUCCGCGUGUGCUGCGGAGCAGGAGGGCCGUACAACUACAAUGCGACCGCCCCAUGCGGGUUGCCUGGCGCCACCGCAUGCCCGGACCCUGCCACACACAUCAAUUGGGACGGCAUCCACCUCACCGAGGCGGCUUACAAGCAUAUCGCUACCGGUUGGCUCCGCGGCCCGUAUGCACACCCACCUAUUUUCGAUGCCGUGCAUCCGUAGCACCGUACAUCAUUCAGGAAUGUUUAUUCUUG
Messenger RNA from Lolium rigidum, 1178 nucleotides. RefSeq names its product GDSL esterase/lipase At5g45910-like. Gene Ontology annotation, molecular function: hydrolase activity, acting on ester bonds. NCBI's taxonomy places the organism in Eukaryota, Viridiplantae, Streptophyta, Magnoliopsida, Poales, Poaceae. The coding region runs from base 1 to 1146 and encodes 381 amino acids. The record is from RefSeq and is a predicted model, not a curated record. The transcript is spliced from 5 exons.